AUGAACAGCUUAGAGAAGACAUGCAUGGACUUGAAGUGCCAAUAUGACUAGUGCUCCUCAAGGGGAGACGGCUCCAGGGACCCAGGCACUGGCCUCUUCAAGAGACACCAGCAGUGUUUUCAGAAAGCAAUAAAGGCAAAAGAGAUUCCUAUUGAAGGACUGGAGUUCGUGGGCCAUUGCAAAGAAAAAUGA
Dama dama (fallow deer) is the source of this 192-nucleotide messenger RNA. Its product is annotated as TP53-regulated inhibitor of apoptosis 1-like. The record is from RefSeq and is a predicted model, not a curated record. Lineage: Eukaryota; Metazoa; Chordata; Mammalia; Artiodactyla; Cervidae.